This is a messenger RNA of Labrus mixtus (cuckoo wrasse), 2561 nucleotides long. RefSeq names its product lysophosphatidylcholine acyltransferase 1 (gene lpcat1). The transcript is spliced from 14 exons. The record is from RefSeq and is a predicted model, not a curated record. Lineage: Eukaryota; Metazoa; Chordata; Actinopteri; Labriformes; Labridae. Bases 136 to 1638 code for a protein of 500 amino acids.
CCCCUGCUGUAGCCAGAUGAAGAUGGACUGAGGAAGGUACGCUAUAACGCCAACAAAACCAAAAAAACAAACUGAGCCAACCUCACGGAACAUUUCAUACACGACGUUUCUUUGUUUUUAAUCAGGACGAGAACAAUGAAAUCAUCAAACAGCCUCCCCUCCAGAGUGGGUAAAAACCCUUUCGUCCACGAGCUGAAAUUCACACUGACAGAGAAAAUAAAGAUAGGACUGAUGUCUGUUACAGUGUUCCCUCUGCGCCUGCUCCUGGUGUCCUUCCUCAUGCUGCUGGCAUGGCCCUUCGCCUUCACGGCCUCCCUGGGACGCUCUGAAUAUGUUGUUGAACCACAGCCAUGGUGGAGGAGAUUGCUAGACGUGUGCCUACGAGCGAUCAUGCGAGCCAUGUGGUUUUGUGGGGGAUUCCAUUGGAUCAGGGUAAAAGGGCAACAGGCUGCGCCCUCUGAAGCUCCCAUUCUCACCGUGGCACCACACUCUUCCUACUUUGAUGCCAUCCCAGUCACCAUGACCAUGUGCUCCAUAGUCACCAAACUAGAGAGCAGGAGCAUUCCUGUCUGGGGCACUCUGAUCAGCUACAUCAGGCCAGUAUUUGUGUUUCGGUCUGACCAGGACUCAAGAAGAAAAACUGUAGAGGAAAUUAAGCGAAGAGCAAAGUCUGGAGGGGAGUGGCCUCAGAUCAUGAUAUUCCCAGAGGGAACUUGCACCAACAGGUCGGGUCUCAUCUUAUUCAAAGCUGGUGCUUUCAUACCAGGACUACCAGUGCAACCGGUGGUGCUACGAUAUCCAAACAAACUGGAUACAGUUUCAUGGACAUGGCAAGGCCCUGGAGCGUUCAAGAUUCUUUGGCUCACUCUGUGCCAACUUCAUAAUCCCAUGGAGAUAGAAUACCUGCCUAUUUAUACGCCAUCAACCGAGGAGAAGGAAAACUCUGCCCUGUUUGCCAACAAUGUCAGAAAGCUCAUGGCCAAAGCCCUGGAGCUGCCACUCACGGACCUGUCCUUUGAUGAUCGGGACAUCAGCCUAUCACAUGGCCCUCUAUGCAUAUAUAAUUACAGCAUCCUGCUUGAGUUCAACCGGCGGGUGUGCCGUUUGGGACUGAGAGCAGGAGCCACAUCCAAAUCUCUGGAAGAGCAGGUCAGAAGAGCCAGAAAGCUGCAGGGAGACGGGUUGGGUUUGGAGGACUUUGCCCGGUUCCUUAACCUGCCAGUUACAGACGCACUCGCCCAAGUCCACAGCCUCUUCGACAAGCAUGGAGACGGAUUGAUAGACAUCAGACUCUACAUCAUUGCUCUGUCUACCGUCUAUCAACCAUCAAAGACAAUGGAGACCCUGAAAUUAGCCUUCAAGAUGUAUGAGAGUGAAGACAACGGGAAAGUCCUAGAAGACGAUCUCGCCUCCAUCUUGGAAAUGAUGUUAGGAGUUGAAGAGGUGGAGCUUUCUGGUGUCUUUUUAUCGCUUGAUGGAUCUGACGAAGGGAAGAUCACGUAUGAUGAACUUCAUGGUUUUAUAGAGCAGCAUCCAUACUUCAUCCAGGAUUACCUUGAUUUUAAAAACCAUCCACGCAAACUCUCCAUUGGCCGACCUAAGAGCUGCAACGGCCAGAACCACAACAAAGACGUUUGAAGAAUGCACUUAGACGAUCUAGUGACCUUCUCAGCCUAACAGCUUCUCCAAUGGAGGGUGCCCACCGCCUCUGUGCCUUCAAAUGCAGGAAGAGAAAAGGGACCAGACAUAGAGUAUAAACAUUAAGGAUAAGGAUGGAUGAGUGUGCACAGAUGAUGACAUAUAAAUCACUUAACACUAAAAAGUGUUUUUUUUCCAGAUUUUUUUUUUUACCUUCCUUUGUUUUGUUCCUGAACUUAUUAUGGUUUAAAUAAAUUGUCUUUUGUGCUCUGCAAAUACAUUUAUUUUAGUUUUAUUUUCCACCUAUUAAUGCAAGGUUUUUAAGAGUUAUCUAUUUAAAGAAGUGUGUCAAUCAGCUCUUGUUUUGAAGCCAAGCAUUGUUGUUUGUCCCACAGUGCUCUUUAUUAAAGUAGUAAACAUAGAAACAUUAAAACUGAUAAUGAUGGCAGGUUUUCAAACCAAACUAGGAAACAAAUGCUGGGUAAAACCCUGAUCAGCCAAUGCAUCUAAAGAGAUCAUUUAUUUAUUCAUGCAGCUGACUCACUGCCAAAUAAAUAUCCAAAUCAAGAACAUUUGGACCAGUUGGUGACUAAUUCAAUUUUUAAUGUUGACUAAAGACCUUUUCUUUUUUAAUCUGCUCAAUUUUAAUGUCUAUAUUGGUUUGCAAAAGUUUUCUCAAUAUUUAAAGGAAAGUAAUUUUUUUAGGAAUAGAAAAUGAGUUAGAGGAUUAUUAUGCUUUUUAGAAAAUCCUUUCUUUCAAGCUCAUAGCGUUAGAUAUUUCGCUUACCAAAUACUCAGGUUUAAAGGGUUUUGAUCUCAGCUGGCCUUUGCUGGACUGACAUGUUUUGUACCUCAUGGCUGUGAUGUUCCUGUAAAAUUCAUUUUUCAAUGUAAUACAGAAUUAAAAGGUCCUUUUUUAAAAA